CAACUCUACAAUUUCAAUCUUUUCUCUGUACUUAGCCAUCCAGAGUCAUAACCACCACUAUAUUAAAAUGAAGACUUAUGAUUUCAUGAACGUCAACUCUUUCUCUCCUAAGGAAAGACCCAUUCGCCUCUUUGGCUUCGAGUUUGGAGCUUCUCAUGAAGAAUCUGAGUCCAAAGACAAUUACAACGAGAACAAUGAAAGCAUCAAAGACGAUAACAAAGAAAAAAGAUUCAAGUGCCACUAUUGUUUCCGGAACUUCCCUACUUCACAAGCCCUAGGCGGCCAUCAAAACGCUCACAAGAGAGAACGUCAACAAACUAAACGCUUCAACCUCCAUUCAAACGCAGCCGCUUUCUUCCACCGCCAACAAAACCACAUUGCUGCUUCUAGGCUCUACGAGGAUCGCUAUAGCCUUGAAGCUGUUCAAAUCAACGACGCGAGAUUAGGGUUAUGUCGUAUGUAUAACUCAUCUGCGAGUUUUAAUCGUGACCGUUCAUCUUAUUAUAAUAGAUAUAUUCCUUGGUUCAUCGGUGAUCACCAGACUAGACCAACGUAUGUCGGUGGUGGUAGCAGCAGCCAUGGUCUGUUUUACGAGUCCAAGAAGAAUGUACCGGACCACGUGAGUUUGGAUCUACGCCUCUAGUUCCAUUCUUUUAGUAUCUCUCUCUAGCUAGUUCUUAAAAAAAAAAAAAGAGAGACUAGUUUUUUUUCCUUCUUUCAAAUACUUUUUAUUUUAUUUUAGUCUACUUGAUUAAUUAUGAAUUUAUGAUAGUGUAUCCCCG
This is a messenger RNA of Arabidopsis thaliana (thale cress), 782 nucleotides long. It is a transcript of the gene GIS2, whose product is annotated as C2H2 and C2HC zinc fingers superfamily protein. Gene Ontology annotation, biological process: trichome differentiation; trichome morphogenesis; response to gibberellin. NCBI's taxonomy places the organism in Eukaryota, Viridiplantae, Streptophyta, Magnoliopsida, Brassicales, Brassicaceae. The coding region runs from base 68 to 643 and encodes 191 amino acids. The transcript has a single exon. The record is from RefSeq and is marked reviewed. Gene Ontology annotation, cellular component: nucleus. Gene Ontology annotation, molecular function: DNA-binding transcription factor activity.